Ceutorhynchus assimilis (cabbage seed weevil) is the source of this 555-nucleotide messenger RNA. Lineage: Eukaryota; Metazoa; Arthropoda; Insecta; Coleoptera; Curculionidae. The record is from the annotation of a GenBank genome assembly.
AUGACCUAUGAACAAUACGAGAUGUAUAUAGAUUAUUUGGGAAAAAAAGAAAAGAAUUUUAGUCAACUAUGUGAACAUCUUAAUGCAGUACCUGGCGGCUCUAGAAAAAAUUUACGUGAGUGGCAAGAGGCAUUUUCAAAUUGGCAAAGAGCUGUUAAAAAUAAAGCACGAGCGAUUUAUGUUAGUCAACACCUCACAGGCGGUGGAUUUCCCAUACCCAAAAUAUUAACUGUUUUGGAGGAAAAGCUUUUGUGUAUUAUAGGUAUUCUGUGCAUUCAUGGCAUGUUAGUACCUGAAUUAGGAUUUAAAAAUCCAAAUCCAUCAAGAAACGUUAUUAAAAAAAAGAGAACUCCAAAGAAAACCGUAGUACCUACACCAAAUCAAGAAGUCUAAAAUUAGAGAAAUAAAAUUACAAAAAAAAAUCCUUUCUUCCUUAAAAUAUAUGUAAAAAUGGUAAAAAAGGAAUUAAAAUUACUUGUUGAAUCAGUUUGGAAGCUGGCAUAUGCAAUAAAAAGAUUACUAAAAUUAUUGUUACAGAGUAAGUUCAGUUUUUAG